This is a messenger RNA of Carassius gibelio (silver crucian carp), 1411 nucleotides long. RefSeq names its product heat shock factor protein 4. The coding region runs from base 86 to 1411 and encodes 441 amino acids. The transcript has 12 exons. The record is from RefSeq and is a predicted model, not a curated record. Gene Ontology annotation, biological process: regulation of DNA-templated transcription. NCBI's taxonomy places the organism in Eukaryota, Metazoa, Chordata, Actinopteri, Cypriniformes, Cyprinidae. Gene Ontology annotation, molecular function: DNA-binding transcription factor activity; sequence-specific DNA binding.
CGUGCAUCCCAAGAGAAUAUCGAUUUGGAAAUGGACUAAAAUACAACUGGAUUAAAGACUCAGCUGUUCAAGUCCAAGUGUAGUCAUGCAGGAGAACCCGGGCUCUAUAGGUGUGGAUGGGGGAUACGCCAGCAAUGUACCUGCUUUCCUUACUAAACUCUGGACUCUUGUGGAAGACCCAGAGACCAAUCAUCUGAUUUGCUGGAGUGCUACGGGCACCAGCUUCCAUGUUUUUGACCAAGGCAGAUUUGCCAAAGAGGUCCUGCCCAAAUACUUCAAACACAAUAACAUGGCAAGCUUUGUACGCCAGCUCAACAUGUACGGCUUCAGGAAGGUGGUGAAUAUUGAGCAGAGUGGGCUGGUGAAGCCCGAGCGAGAUGACACCGAGUUCCAGCACCUCUAUUUCCUCCAGGGCCACGAGCAUCUGCUCGAGCACAUUAAGCGCAAGGUGUCAAUAGUGAAGAGCGAAGAGACCAAAGUUCGGCAGGAGGACUUGAGUAAGCUGUUGUAUGAGGUGCAGGUGCUUCGUAGCCAACAAGAGAACAUGGAGAUGCAGAUGCAGGAUAUGAAACAGCAGAAUGACGUUCUCUGGAGAGAGGUGGUGUCAUUGAGGCAGAAUCACACACAGCAGCAGAAAGUCACGAAUAAGCUGAUUCAAUUCCUGUUUAGCCAGAUGCAGGCCAACGCUCCCAGCACUGUGGGAAUGAAGAGAAAGCUUCCUCUCAUGCUGGAUGACGGCUGCUCCACCCCUUCUGCCUCAAAAUUCAGCCAUAGCCACUCCACUGAGUCCUUGCAAGAAUCGUUCUAUAUCCAGUCGCCAUCCACAGAAAGUGCAUCCUGCUCCACUAGCAAUGUGAUGACAAGAGGGCCAGUAAUCUCUGAUGUCACUGAAAUCUCACAGUCCAGCACCAUGGCUUUACAAAUGCAGGCAGAGGAUACUAGAGAAAAGUGUCUGAUGCUGAUUAAGGAAGAGCCGGUGAGUCCUGGGGUGCAGGGACGAGGAGAGAGUGUACCACUUGGCUCCUGUGAGGUGUGUGCUGAACCCCCCGUCCUCCCUGUUGCCAUGGUACAGUCCGUCCUAGAGGGCAAAGGAACUAAUUUGGGAGAGAGAAGGGCCAAAAGACCAAUGCUGGAGAGACCAGAGAUUCCUGACGGUGUGGAGAAUGUUGACAUGAGCCUGGAGGAUUUACAGCUGCUUCUGAGGAGUCACCAGCAGAGCAUGGAAACCAGUGCUGCAGCAAUCGAUCCCUUCACAUUUAGUCUGUCUUUGAACGAGUGGAACUUUUCAGAAAUGGACCCAAACCUGAAAUCAGAGCUGGCUAAUGCCCUCAUCCCUGCUGCUGUGUCCCAGUGUAUUUUUCAGGGUCAGGACGGGGAGACGUACCCCACUGCUGGCUAUGAGGAGCAGUGA